Guyanagaster necrorhizus is the source of this 2123-nucleotide messenger RNA. Its product is annotated as MFS general substrate transporter. NCBI's taxonomy places the organism in Eukaryota, Fungi, Basidiomycota, Agaricomycetes, Agaricales, Physalacriaceae. The record is from RefSeq and is a predicted model, not a curated record. Gene Ontology annotation, molecular function: transmembrane transporter activity. Bases 413 to 2050 code for a protein of 545 amino acids. Gene Ontology annotation, biological process: transmembrane transport. Gene Ontology annotation, cellular component: plasma membrane. The transcript has 11 exons.
UCUAAGUGGCCGUUGCCGGAUUUACCUUAUCAGGAGGAAGCGAAGGCCGCGGACGAAUUUCAAAAUCACUUGGUUGAAUAACCGACGCGACAGCGGGAUAAGUUUACCUGGAAGAGAACUACUGGAGCGUGAUAGUCGAAAGGUGCGAAUGUUUCUCCUUCGUUGUAUAUCUUCUGGGUGGAACAUUAAUGGAGGAAGAGCCGCGGAAUCGAUAUACCUAUUUAUUUCCUUCGAGACACUCAUGAACUAUCCGUGCCCAACAUAUUCCGGGACAUCUUUGGGCCACCAUUGAUGUUCACGUAUGCAAUAUUCGUGAUUUCAGGCCGCUUAUGUCGUACUGUCGGACCCUCCGUGGGGGUUAUAUAAAUGCCAGGAAUUUUUUUCAUGGACCUUGCUUUCCUCCUCGCCUGCAAUGCCCUCUGAACCGCUGGAGGCUGAAUUUAUUUACCCCCCCGCGCUCACCCAAGCUCAGGAGGAUGAGUAUCGUCAACUGGACCUAGAGGGCCCCAUCCCUCUGACCAGGACAGCGACAGCUGUUAGCGGGCCCGCCCCAGAUCUAGCCGAGUUGGAAAGAGGAUUCACUCGCGAUGGUAUCCACGUUGUGGGAUUCGAGAAAGGAAAGGGUGAAGAUCCACGGGAGUUUGGACGAGCGAUGAAAUGGUACAUAACUCUUGCAGUGUCAUUUCUUUGCUUGUCGGUUGCCAUCGGUAGCUCCAUCAUUACUGGAGAUAUGAGCGGCCCUGUAAAGGAGUUCGGCACAACACAAGAGAUUGUCAACCUCACAGUAACAUGUUUCGUUAUUGGAUUUGGUAUUGGACCACUAUUCUUUGCCCCGUUAUCAGAAGUAGUGGGCAGAACACUGAUGUACCAAGUCAGCAUGCUUUUCUUCUUCAUUUUCACGCUGCCUAGUGCUCUGUCAAAAAACGUGGCCACAUUGGUUGUUGCCCGUCAGAUUGCGGGAUUGGCGGCCUCUGCGCCGAUAUGUAAUGUGGGCGGAACUGUGGCCGAUAUUUGGGCCGUCGAGGAGCGAGGAGUCCCUAUGGCGGUGUUCUCGUUUACUUUAUUUAUGGGCCCUUGCCUUGGACCGCUCUUUGGAGGGUGGAUUGCCGAGAAAGCUGGCUGGAGAUGGAUUUACUGGGUCCUUUUCAUCUUCACUGGUGUAUGCUUUGCCUUCACGUUGUUCAUUCCUGAAACAUUGGCACCUCUCCUUCUCCGUCGUAAAGCUGAGAAGUUACGGAAGUCUACGGGAGACGAGAGCUACCGUACACUCGAGGAGCUCGAACGUGUCCCGUUCUUCGAGACCUUGAAGAUCUCCUUGCUUAGGCCGAUUGUGAUGCUGGUAGCCGAACCUAUCGUGGCCCUGUUUUCUUUCUACCUUUCGUUUAUUUACAGUCUACUGUACCUAUUUUUCUUCACUUUCCCCAUCGCCUUUGAGGAGGUGCGUGGUUUCGGUUUGGGGAUGACGGGAGUUACAUUUGUUAGCAUCAUGAUUGGUAUUGGAAUCGCGAUGAUGCUAGUACCAUACCAAGAGAAGAUCUAUCGAAAGGCUACGGUCUACGGUACAUAUCCUGAAGCCCGGCUUUUCCCUAUGAUGGCGGGAGCACUCAUAUUACCUGUCGGUCUCUUCAUCUUCGCCUUCACUGGCGGUUACUCUUGGGUACACUGGAUAGCCCCUUGCAUAUCAGGAGGCGUUUUCGGAUUCGCACUGAUCAUCAUCUACAUCUCUGCCAAUUCCUACAUUGUAGACAGCUACAGUUCGUUCGCGGCCUCGGCUAUAGCUGCGAAAACGUUCUUGCGUUCGGAGAUUGGUGCAGUGGUACCAUUGUAUUCGACGCAGAUGUUCCAUAAUAUGGGUUUCCAGUAUGCAGGGCUGUUGCUGGCCCUGGUGUCGGUUGCGAUAGCGCCGAUUCCUUUCGUGUUUUAUAUGUAUGGUGAGAAGAUCCGGCAGAGGUCGAAGAAGGCUACACAGUCUGUGAGGAUGUCCGGUCCUCCCGCAAAGAAUUUAGACGACGAUUUAGAGAAGCCUGCACCAGAUGGGAAGGCUGCAUAGCACAAAUAGUGUGCGCACAAUAGAAUAGAUAAUAUUUGUAUGGCUGUAUAAUGAAAUAAUUGAUGACCGACCG